Messenger RNA from Cyprinodon variegatus (sheepshead minnow), 1031 nucleotides. RefSeq names its product vesicle transport protein GOT1B (gene golt1bb). NCBI's taxonomy places the organism in Eukaryota, Metazoa, Chordata, Actinopteri, Cyprinodontiformes, Cyprinodontidae. The transcript has 5 exons. Gene Ontology annotation, cellular component: membrane; endoplasmic reticulum. Gene Ontology annotation, biological process: endoplasmic reticulum to Golgi vesicle-mediated transport; retrograde transport, endosome to Golgi. Bases 136 to 552 code for a protein of 138 amino acids. The record is from RefSeq and is a predicted model, not a curated record.
CAGCGUAACAACCCGCUAGCUUCGCCUGAGCUUGUGGCACUGCAGCCGUCGUAGCAAUAAUUAAGUUAGCUUAUCAUCUUUAUUAGAUCUGAGACCAAUUUGUGAUUUUUGUCAAUUCGCCGGAAGCGCUUAAAAAUGAUUUCACUCACGGAUUCACAAAAAAUUGGGAUGGGGCUGACAGGAUUUGGUGUGUUUUUCCUCUUCUUUGGGAUGAUGCUGUUCUUUGAUAAAGCUCUACUGGCCAUAGGAAACAUUCUCUUCGUGUCAGGCCUCUCUUUUGUCAUCGGCCUGGAGCGCACCUUCAGGUUCUUCUUCCAGAGACAUAAAGUGAAAGCCACAAGCUUCUUCUUGGGAGGGAUUUUGGUGGUUCUGACUGGCUGGCCGAUCAUUGGAGUCGUUCUGGAAAUCUAUGGUUUCUUUCUCUUAUUUAGGGGAUUCUUCCCGGUGGCGGUCGGAUUUAUGAGGCGAGUGCCCGUUCUUGGAUCUUUUCUCAGUUUACCGGGAAUUAGGACAUUGGUGGACAAAGUUGGUGAGAGCAACAAUAUGGUAUAACACGACGCUGCUAGCACAAAGGAGGGCUAUCCUUGUGUUUAUCAUGGAUUCUCAUCGUGAUUGUAUGUUUCAGUCCUUGCCAUUCCAGAAACGUUCAUGUAUGCAUUUUCCUGCUGAAAACAAACACGUUUGUCUGUAAAUGUUCCUCCGACUGCAUCCAUUCCCCCCUGGUUUAUUCAUAAGGAGCAUCUGAUUGAGACUGGACUACGAUACAGAUGUGUUUCUGUUGUUUUUACCUCUUUCUACCAUUACCUUGCAAUAUUUAUGGACUAAAUAUUUGGCAACACUGGACGAUCUCAGAGGAAAGUCAGUGCCUGGGAGCAAUCCUGUUUGACAUGUAACUGAAAUAUUAAUAUGGAGUUUUGAAUCAAAAAAAGGUUGUUUUAAUCUUUACAGAAAUGUGAAGUGCUGUAAGAAAACAGUUUGAAAUGUUUGUACUGUAAUUUUUACAGUGAUUUUUUUUCUAAGUAAAUACUUGU